AUGUCAACAAAACAAUUAGUAUAUCAAGGCUUAGAUGCAGUAAGAUCAGAAUUUUGGCAAGAUAAACAAAUACAGCAUAAGGAUUAAGUUCAAUACCAUUAAGUAGAAGCAAAGAGGGGAGGAAGCCAGGCAAUGAGAGGUGGAGCUGAGAAGGGUCUGCCUUUAAUGCAGUAUUCAUUAACAAAGUAGUUAAUAGAAGUGGGUAAAAGUUCGGUUUUGGACUCCAGAAAUAUCCACAAGGUAGCUACCAAAGACUCAAAAAAAUCUUGAUAGACCCAAGAAAGAGACCAUGCUAUUAGGAUUAAGAGUUAGAAUCUUGGCGUGCAAUAAGUUGUCCAACCAAAAGGGUCAUAUGAUGCAAUUCACCAUAUUUUGGAAGCUUUCAGAGUUUCCCAAUUUGGCAUUAGUUAGGCUUCCCCUCCAUUAAAACUAUUUCUAUCCACCUACUUCAACCAUUAGGAAUAACAUUUUAAAGAUUAUUUAAAUUAAAAAUUAUAAAGUAAUUCUACUGAUUUAUCCUGUUUCCACCAUUAAUUUUAUCACAAUUACAAUCGUCUCAGAGUCUUUACAAAUUGUGAUUUCCUUCUUGGUAAAAUAAUCAAGAUAUUUUGAUUCUAAAGAAACUAUUGAAAAUAAGCGAUUGAAAUUAAAUUGUUUGAAAAAUGUGAAUUGUGCUUAUCCAAAGAAUAAUACAAUGUUUUAUAUGUAUUGUACUUCAUAAUUGUUAAUGUAAAAGGAAGCUUUGUGA
Messenger RNA from Paramecium pentaurelia, 748 nucleotides. NCBI's taxonomy places the organism in Eukaryota, Ciliophora, Oligohymenophorea, Peniculida, Parameciidae. The record is from the annotation of a GenBank genome assembly.